AUGAACUUCGAGGGCAUCGAUGGCACAGAGUUUCCGCUACGCGGCAUUGACGAAAUAUGGGAGCAGUGGAACCAAAGUAAUGAACUCUCUUCCGCCACGAAUCUCCCCUCAAGUCUGAAGUUCCGCCAGCAAGACACAUCGGCGCCCUCAGGUUGCACUGAAGUCUUCGACGCGGAGUUUAAAUGCCUGUACGAAGUGCCGUCCCACUUGGUGGUACACACACCCUCCGCGCGGCUAAAUAUCACCCGCUUAGUCUUCUGCCGCAACUACAAGACCGGUGAGCCCGACUCGUGCAAAAUGGGAGAUAACUGUAAGUUUGUGCACGCCGACGUGGAUAUUAAAAUGCUGGAGGCAUUUCCGAUUCACGUUAAUUACAUAUGGCGCCACGAAGACCUAUGCACGUAUAAACGACUCCCACCAGGUGAGACGGUGGAAGUCUUGUGCAGUGAUAUGUGUACGAUAGAGUCGUUGCCUAGCGAGCGCAUCCUCGUAACGCGUGGAGCUUUGGCUCGCCACGAUAUUGCAGAACCUCUGAUUCGGUGCAGAUAUUAUGAUGCGAACCAGACAUGUUUUUCAGGCGAGUGCUGCAACUUCAUACAUGUUAUGUUUGUUGAUCCGAACGUCCAAGGGUAUUUCAAACGAGCGCCAAAAGCUCAUGUAGAGACCAGGGCAAUCGCAACUAGUUCAUCGCUUCAGCACCAGAAUUAUAGCAACAACAGCAAUAACAACAACAGCAGCAGCAGCAGCAGCGCGGGAAAUCACGUUUUAGAAGGUCACCAUGGCGUUCAGGGAAUGAAUUCAGCAUGGGUGCCAAAUGUGAGUUCACCGUCCUUUGAAUCAAGUGGAAUCACGCCAUUUGCGUUAAUGCAUACUUUCAAUGGAGCCAUGCCUUUCAUCCCAUCAUCGAUGUAUGCACAACAAGAUGCGGGGGUAAUAAACCUCGGGGGCUCCACAUCGCCUGUAGCUGCCAAUGCCCGUCCAUCGGGCCAGCCCAUCCCAUUCCCCUACGACCACACAGACGGAAGUCUGCAGGAGCUUCUCAAGAUGCUUCAGGUGUCAAGUCACUCNCCCAGCGCCGGCGCCCGUCCGCAUGAAAUGCAAGCAUCGUCAACUGGUGCAGGACGGAUGCAGUCAUCAGAUGCCAGUAACAGCAACGCAAACACUUUAACGACCCAGGAGCAACUCACCGGGGCUCUUUCGCAUGUUGUUUCGCUUCUUGCGCAACAAAUGGCCGUGACACGCAGUGUCACGAUUGGAUCAUCACCGUUGCUGGACGAUCCGUAUUCGAUGGGAACAUUGCUCUUUUUACCGCGCGGGGCUACGGAGGCGGUGGCGGUGCAGCCGGUUUACGAUGCCUCUUUUAUGGCCGUUGUGACAGCACUGGGUGGUCAGCAGCAGCGCCCCAUGAAUCCCGUUAUGCAACCGCAGACGAACACGGUGCCACAGCCGCCAGCCGCACAGAAAGGGAAGGUGCAGCCAAAGAGUUGGUAUCCGUUCCCCUUGCCCAGCGGUGGAAACGGUAACGGCGCCGUGGUAUCCAACGGGGUUAUGAACGGCAGCAACAGCAGCACCGGGAGUAAUGCCGGCGGUACACCUGCGGUAGACCAUUAUUCGAAGUCGUUCCAACAGCUCCAGCAGCUGCAGAACACUCUGCGAGGCAAUGGGACUUGGAUGCUCGGUGUGUAG
Messenger RNA from Trypanosoma grayi, 1686 nucleotides. RefSeq names its product zinc finger protein family memeber. Gene Ontology annotation, molecular function: metal ion binding. The transcript has a single exon. The record is from RefSeq and is a predicted model, not a curated record. Lineage: Eukaryota; Euglenozoa; Kinetoplastea; Trypanosomatida; Trypanosomatidae. Bases 1 to 1686 code for a protein of 561 amino acids.